Molecule: messenger RNA, 2256 nt
Organism: Megachile rotundata (alfalfa leafcutting bee)
Lineage: Eukaryota; Metazoa; Arthropoda; Insecta; Hymenoptera; Megachilidae
Product: actin-binding Rho-activating protein
Biological process (GO): positive regulation of Rho protein signal transduction; positive regulation of transcription by RNA polymerase II
Cellular component (GO): sarcomere
Molecular function (GO): actin binding
Source: RefSeq, a predicted model, not a curated record
AAAAUUUACAAACUCAGAAAUGUAAAUUGUCUAAACGAAAAAUCUAAAAAUUUGUGGUAACACAACGUGGCCCACAAAAAGUUUCCAAUUCUCCAAAUUUCCAGAACAGAAGAUGUUUUUGAUUUAUCGAGAAAAAUCGCAUUUCUCGCAAUCUUUAAUCAGCGCCGUUUGCAAUGUAAACAAACGAAAAGAAACGUAUCGUUCGACGAAAAGCAGAUUACUACUCGUGAAUGAAACGGUCAGUCAUUGACUAUAACGAGAGAAAGAUACAGACCGCGGAAUCAUCGUUUCCGGUGUUGGCAUCGAAUACUUGCGAAUUCUCACGGAAUUGGCUCGAAAACACGGCAAAUAUUUCGGUUGGUCGCACGAUGGAAUUCGGUCGGUGGGAGCCAUUUGACGUAGCAAGCAUCUUAUAAAAAGACGCAGAGCGUCGCGACGCUGCAUUCACGAGACGAGAGUCGACGAGACGCCCGCAAGAUAAUCGCGACAAUCGCGAUCAUCGGUUUCUCUCGAUAUUCCUUUUUUUAACAGUAUUAAUAGUCUCUAGUCUUUCUUUCGUUAAUUGGUACUUUUUUUUAAACUACUUUACGGUGAAACUAUGUCUUCAGUGAUGUAUGAAUCACUCAGCGACAAAGUGGCAAUGUUCAACCAAUAUGCCAACCAACACAAGGAAAAACAGAGCAAAAAUCCGUUCACGUCGGGUGUGAAUCUCGAGAAACGAACAUUUUCGAAAGACGAAUAUGGCAAACCGGUAGCUGGCUCUUUGACAGCCAUUCGCGGUCGCAAAGCCACAGCACACAUUCUUAGAGAGGUGCUUGAACUUUGCGAGAUCAUUCAUCAAGAGGGUACACCAUGUCGGGACCAACCAGAGAUCAUCGCGAUCACGUUUGGUGAUCUCUUUAACAUUUACACUCACAUCAGUGACAAAUGCGUGGGACUUCUGCUGAGAGCAAGAAAACAAAAGUUCGUUGACUUCGAAGGAGAAGUACUGUUCCAGAGGCGAGACGAUGACGUACCGAUAUACCUGGUGAAACCGAUCAAAGAAAUUCGCGAACAGUACCAUCAGAAACUACAGGAAAUCGCAAAAGAAACGCCAUUGAGUUAACAAUCGCCUUUCUGUUCCGAUUUAACCGGUGUCCAACAAUAAACGACUCGUUGGAUCGCUUCUGAAGAACAGUCGACCAUGUUAAUCUGUAUUUAUUCGUGAAGCAGUCGUAGAAACUACGCGAACGACCAUUGUAUAAUAUAGAAUGUAAUUUUUAUCUGGAAACGGAGGAUGUAAAUAUGAAAGUGAGAGUUUGAUGAAUGAAUGAUGUAGAUUCGUGUCAAGAAACGAACUUGUACAAUGUGAUACUUGUUAGGAUGUCAGAAAUAAAAAUCUUUUUAUAAAAUCCGUGUACUGUUCUAUCUGUUGCGAACAAUUUGUCGUUAAAUCUAGUUCUAACAUUAUUUCUAAAAUAAUCUAACUUUUAGGUUAAGAAUUUAUUUUAGGAAAGUUUACUUUGAGGUUAGAAUUGUCAAGAUAUAAAUUGCGAGAGAAACGGAACAUUAAUUUGUUGGUCGAAAUUAGUGACGCCAUUUUGAAGGUCGAUACGCAAGUAUACUUCGUUGAAAAUUUAUCAAAAUGUAACAUAUAUCAUCACGAGUUAAUGUAGAUUGUGAGCUUUACUUUCAAACCUUUAUUCGUACAGAGCUGUUCGCGUAGAACAUUAAAAACAAUGGUUUGUCGCCAUUUUCAGAAGAAAAUCUUGAAAUUCGUUUGUCAACGUGUACUCCGAUGCGGACGAUUCGAGCGAGAACGAUUAUUAAAAUAGCUUAAACAUUCAAAUUUUUAAAAUUAUAACCUUAUCUUGGUUUUAAUGACAGACAGGAGAUAGAACCUGCAGGAAAUAACGGUAGAAAAAACAAAGAUAUUUUAUAUAAUAUUUUAAGUUUUAAAAUUUAUUUGGUCUAUCUUAUCUACUUGACUAUUCGACUCAAUAUGCAUUAACUCGAAGUAACUCAGUUUGUAAUUUAAUUCAACUCAUUUCAAGUCUAUUCUAUUCUAUAUAGUUCGUUUCAACAGAGAUUCAAUCGACUCAAUAUGACCUAAACGUGAUCAGUACGAUUCAAUUCAACUUGACUCGACUAGUAUUUAAUAUGACGUACUGUACCAUACGAAAGUCCAACUAUAUUUCUUUAUGUACUAAAGAAAUAUCCCUACAUAUUAAAUAAAUAAAUUUGAUACUCGAAUCGACGUAAUUCAAUAUGACCGAA